AUGGCAUCACCAAUAAACUCUCCUUCACUCGAACCAACACCAACACCAGCACCAACACUCUUUGAAAGCGAUCUUAUUGGAGAGCUUCCUACCGAACAGAUUGAUUCUGACGACAAUGAUGAGAUUCUUGCCGAAAUCCCAGUCUAUUUAAACAACAAACUCUCAAAGUAUCUUCAUUUGUUUCAAUACCCACUACGCAAUGCUCCAUUUACCAGCAGAACCGGGCCAUUGUCUAUUCGCAUGAAGCCUAAUUCAAAAAAGGUUGAAUUGGAUCUGCCUUUGGACACAAGAUCAGCUUUUUACAAUACUGAUCGGGGUGAGGAUUUUGCAAUGGGUAUGAAUGACAAGACGAUCAAGACAGCAUAUGAUCGACGCAUGGAAGAACAUGGAGAGCAAUCUUCCGGAAACAUGUACAACAAAAACAAACAAAAAGAAGACGAGCUGUUGGAUAAAAUGACAUUGACAUCCACAGACAUUCCUAGUCAGACCAAGUAUUUGAUAGGUGUAUUACGACAAGAUGAAUUGCAUGUUACCCCGCUUCAUUCUAUUGUUCAAUUGAGGCCCGGCUUCAAGUACAUUGACAAGAUCGACGAAAAGUUAAAGGCAGCCAACAAGAGAAUCCAAGAUCAAGAAAAGCUCGAAGAGACUAAGAAACCAGUUGUAGAGAACAACCAGGCUCAGGCAGUUCAGGUUUCUGUCAAAAAUGCAGAGCAGGACGGUCCAGGCCGAAGAAAUUUGUAUUCCAUGUCUGUUCGUAAUGCUGAAGAAGAACAGUGGCAACCAAUGGUGUACUAUGACGAACGGUCUUCACAAGCUGAAAAGGUAUAUGAGAGUCUGUAUGCAACCAAGAAAGAUGAGCUCGAAUGUGCAACUUCAUCCGAAGAUUAUCUAGAGAUGCUUAGUGGAAUCAAGCAUAACUGA
Phycomyces blakesleeanus NRRL 1555(-) is the source of this 921-nucleotide messenger RNA. RefSeq lists its product as hypothetical. The record is from RefSeq and is a predicted model, not a curated record. Lineage: Eukaryota; Fungi; Mucoromycota; Mucoromycetes; Mucorales; Phycomycetaceae. Bases 1 to 921 code for a protein of 306 amino acids. The transcript has 4 exons. Gene Ontology annotation, biological process: DNA-templated transcription. Gene Ontology annotation, cellular component: RNA polymerase III complex; nucleus.